AUGGCUGACCAGGAACAUGAGCAGCAGCAGCAGCAGCAACAACAACAACAACAACAGCAGCAACCGCAGUCGUGGAGGGAUAAUAACACGGAGGAAAAGACGUUGCCGAGCAAGCACUGGACGCCCUCGGAGAUUAAGAAACGCAGGUUCCUCAACAGUGUGCGUACCAAGUACCCCAAGAAAUGCGUGACGAUGAAAGCCGCAGUGCUGGACGAUCUGCUCAGCCAGUUUGUCGCGCGAAAGAAUAAACGCCCGCUCGACGACUCCUGCAAGGAGCGUGCGAAGGAUAGACUCAAUUGUGUACAAAAGUCGGACACAAAGCCACAUUAUUAUAAGAAGCUACAAAAUGCAGCGUUACUAUUAAAGGAAGAUGAUAACAAUAUUUCAGAAUUAGUAACUCAAAUAAAAUCUUCGAACUUCAAGAUCACAGCAGAUAACAUUAAUCGUACUGUAUCAACAAUGAGUUGUUUUGAUAAAACAUCACAGGAACCCUCAUUGGAUAUACAUGGUGGAAGUUCAUUGGAUAUCAGAUCUGCUAUGCCAGGAACAUUGGAAAAUGUCAGUAUUUAUUGUGAUUCGUACCAUAUAAAUGACAGUACAAACAAUAAGGCUCCAUGUAUGGAUUUUGUUGGUUAGUCGGUAUCAUUGGAUAUUGGUGCUAACGUACCUGCAGGUUCACAGUUAUCGGUUAUCGAACCUCAGAGUUUAAUUAAUUUCUCUCGCAGAUUUAGAGAAUAAGCUUAAUUUUAUAUAAUAAUUGGACAAUU
Messenger RNA from Ceratosolen solmsi marchali, 767 nucleotides. Its product is annotated as probable basic-leucine zipper transcription factor Q. The coding region runs from base 1 to 636 and encodes 211 amino acids. The record is from RefSeq and is a predicted model, not a curated record. NCBI's taxonomy places the organism in Eukaryota, Metazoa, Arthropoda, Insecta, Hymenoptera, Agaonidae. The transcript has 2 exons.